Nylanderia fulva is the source of this 1654-nucleotide messenger RNA. It is a transcript of the gene Jhe, whose product is annotated as juvenile hormone esterase. The record is from RefSeq and is a predicted model, not a curated record. Lineage: Eukaryota; Metazoa; Arthropoda; Insecta; Hymenoptera; Formicidae.
GCAGAGAAGCGCCAAUUCAGUGAGUUGUACGAACGACAACAUAACUGAAGAAAAUGUUGAUAAGGUCAUUCAUCAUCCUACUUUGCUUAGGCUUAGCCGUAUUAGCUAAUUCAGAUGAAGCGGCUCCAAGGGUGAAGACUCCCUUAGGAGGACUGAAAGGGUACUAUAAGACAUCGCAAAAUGGCAGAAAAUACGAGGCAUACGAAGGGGUUCCUUAUGCGUUGCCACCUAUUGGAAAAUUAAGAUUCAAGCCUCCUGAACAAAUACCGACAUGGCCUGGUGAAUUAUCGGCUACAAAGUUCGGUUCUCCAUGUAUUCAAUACAAUAUGGUGCCAGAUCCUGCAGAUAAAGUCAAGGGUGCCGAAGAUUGUUUAUAUUUAAAUGUUUACGUGCCAGUGCGAGAGAAGGCGGAAAAUAAAAUGCCGGUAUUGUUUUGGAUUCACGGUGGUGCUUUUCAAUUUGGCAGUGGUAUGUUAUAUGGGGCCAAAUAUUUAAUGGAUAGUGACGUCAUACUUGUCACGAUUAACUAUCGGCUAGGACCGAUGGGUUUCCUCAGCACGGAAGACGAAGUAGUUCCUGGCAACAUGGGUCUAAAGGAUCAAAAUAUGGCACUUCACUGGGUAUCUAAGAAUAUCGAGUGGUUCGGUGGCGAUCCAAAUAAAGUGACCUUGGUUGGUCUGAGCGCCGGAGGUGCAAGUGUGCAUUAUCAUUACUUAUCGCAAAUGAGCGCGGGACUUUUCCGAGGUGGAAUAUCGUUCAGCGGUACAACGUUCAAUUGUUGGACAAAAGCUGAUAAUUCUCUGGAGAAGACUAAAAAACUGAGUGCUUUGAUGGGAUGUCCUACAACUAGCUCUAGAGAUAUGAUAAAGUGUUUGAGAUAUCGUCCGGCUCGAACGAUCGUACAGGCUACAAGCAAAUUUAUGUCAUUCUUCUACAAUCCUUUCAUUCCUUACGGGCCAGUACCCGAGAAAGUUGGAGAUAGGCCUUUCAUCGACAGGACACCAAUUGAAAUCGUGAAUAGCGGUGACGUCCAGGAUGUACCUUGGAUUACGGGAGUAACGAGCGAAGAGGGCCUGUGGCCCGUAGCUGAAUUCAUCGCUAGAGAUGAAAAUCUGAAACACCUAAAUGAUAACUGGGACGUCCUUGGUCCGCUUUUCCUGAAUUUUAAUUACACCAUCCCCAAAGAGAAGCAAGUCGAGACUGCUCGUCUGAUCAAGAAGCAUUACUUCGGUUCGAAACCAAUAGACCGAUCGACUACGAAAGAAUUGAUACAAAUGGCAGGUGAUCGUUUCUUCGUGGUGGAUAGUGAAAAGGCUGCGCAAAUGCAAGCCAAAGUAAAUAAGAAUCCAGUCUGGUAUUAUUAUUUCACGUAUAGAGGAAGGCAAAGUUUAAGCGAUGAUUUGAGCGGUACUACUGAAAAUUACGGGGUCUCCCACGGCGAUGACGUGUUUUAUGUAUUAGAUACUCCUUGGAUGGAUGCGACACAAACACAACAAGAUAGCGAUAUGCAGAAACUGUUGAUCGACUUUUGGGUAUCUUUUGCCACAGACGGAACCGCAAAACUAGGCAAUGUAAAUGGCCGAGACUAGAUCCUUCAAACAAGCAACAUCAUUAUUUGCAUAUCGCUAACCCUACUAAAAUUAAUAUGGAGAGC